Molecule: messenger RNA, 14973 nt
Organism: Saccostrea cuccullata (small rock oyster)
Lineage: Eukaryota; Metazoa; Mollusca; Bivalvia; Ostreida; Ostreidae
Biological process (GO): negative regulation of gene expression, epigenetic
Cellular component (GO): nucleoplasm
Source: RefSeq, a predicted model, not a curated record
GUGGUCUCAUGUCAAAAAGAGAAAAAAGUCGAUGCAUGGUUGAGAAAAUGAUAUGGCAAAUCUCUUUGAUAGACUGAAAGAAACAUUCACGCUGCAAGCUUCUGACAAUUCUAAGAAUGCAUCAUCCAAUAUAAAGAAGGAACCAGAACCAGAAACCGAUGUCACGCGAGAAAGUGGAAGCUCCCAGGCCAGACGGGGCCUGGUUUCCGCGUACGCCGUCAACAAACAAGAUGGCGGGAAGACUUCAGAGGUGAAAAUCUGCUCAUCAGCACGUAGCGACGAUGCUUCAAAAAUGAAGACUGAUUCCCAGUUUAUCAUCCCCAAAAGGAAAAGAGAUGAAAGUGAUAUUUUGGUAGAUUUGAUGAUCAAUUCCCGUGAAUUCCAGUAUGAAAUAUUACCAGCAAUUGUGAAGAGUUACAGAAACUCACAAUCAGCAGAAAAAUUUAAAUACACCAAAGUACAAAGUGUGCACAACAGAGAUCUACUCAAGUUGUACUUGGAAAAACGCAAAGAGCUGAGGAACAGUGGGUAUUCAGACAAGGAGUCCGGAGACUGCGUAGCCUUCUUAUGUGUGGAAGAUGAGGAGCUCAUGUUCAAAAUCUGUCGAGAUGGGGUUCCCAUAGGGAACUACCCAAGGUCCUGCCUGGGACAUCCAGUGAUGGGGGUUCAGCUGUGUAAGCAUGCAGACAUAAUCAAACCUGUACCCCUACAACCAAAUGACACAGGAUAUCUUAUUCUGUUCAAAAUUAUCAAGGGCAGAAUCAAAUCUGUAUCUGAGUCCAUAACUGAGAACCCCUUAGAGCCCACUCCACACUUUGAUUGUCAUGUUAGCAGUAAUGUCCCUGACCCAUCAGCAUCCUGUCAGAGCUUGUUUGAAUCCAGUCAGGUGUACAUGUAUGAGUAUGGAGAGGAGGGGGUUGUACAGUACCCCAGAAAUGUCUGUCCUGUGGCCGUGGUCAGUUUUGUGUAUGAAAAAGAUUCAAAGGACCCACGAACAAACAGUCCAAGAGUACAUCAGUCCCUGUUUAGGGGAGGAGGAUCCACUAGAGACGGGGAGCCGGAGUUUGUAGUCUGGUCCGGUAGUCUGACCAUUAAGGGACUCUAUGCCUGCAGUGUAGAAAUGACAUCAGCAGCAGCCUUUGUAAAACCAGCUGUCCUAGGGAGCCAAAUUAACAUCAGCUCUAAACUGGGUGUGAAGCAGGUUCAACAGAAGUACCUGAGAAAUGUGAGCGGGAUUAGGAAGAGCAGUGAGGGCUAUUGGAAUGGUUACUAUGUCAACGCCUGUGAGCUCCGCCCACUGGCCCCUGAGGGACGGUCCCAUUUUCAGAGAGUCAUGAACUACCUGGGAAAGCAUAAUGCUAUUGCAGUUCAAAAGCUAGAGAAAGAUGUGACUUUGUUGAUGCUGACACAAAGUGAACUAACAUACCAACUAGGAUUGAGCCGCCCACAUCAGUAUCCUGUUUUGUUGUAUUGCUUGUUUUUAUCCAGAACAUCUGCUAGAAAAAGACUGUCUAAUCCUGCUGGCAAUGGUAAGGAAGCUGACAAGUACAACAGCAGCCCAGCUAAGCCACCACUACCCCCAAUGUCUUCAUCAUUACCUCCAUCAAGUCCGCGAUCAGAAGAUUCAUCCAGGAACCACCAGUCCUCUUCCUCUCCAUUCCUCCCUCCCUCUAGUCCUCAGCACUCCAUUCCACCCUCUCCAAUGAUAGACUAUCAGAGAUCUCCUUGUUCCAAUAUUGUGUCUUGGCCUCAGAAUCUUCCGUUUGGUAGUCCCAGAAAUCCGUUAGUCCCACAUUCCACUCCUCCUCAAUCCCCGGCCAACUACCCUGGUGUACCCAACACCCCUCCCUACAGAAUGCCACCAUCCGCCCAAAAAUCCCUCCCAGUAGCUCCAAAUUCACCAUUUCACGGUCCUUAUAAUGGACCUGAGUUCCGUGGAAGUUCACCACAAAGAAGGAUAAGUAGAGAAGGUCAACAUGGCUUCUCUUGUUCCCCAGAAUCAAAAUCAUCAAUGUCUUUCAAUCCUACCAACACAUUCCAAGGUGGACCAAACUUUGAUGCACAAUAUCUGCUGAGACCAAACUUUUCACCCCUGUCCCCAUACAAGCCUCCCCUUUCUCAAGGGGAUCUAAGGUUCCAGGGCCCAAUGCCCCAAUUUAGAAACAAUGCCAGUUUUGGAGGUCCUAGGUUUCCAGAUCCAAAUUGGAAUUCCACUCAAGGCAAUGCUUUUAGGGGAAGAUUUGAUCCAAACAGAAGUCCCAGAGUACCAGGACCAACAUUUGAAAUCAGUGGGGCAUCUAAUCCAUUGUUUAAUACUCCACCUCCUCUUCAAAUGCAUAAUAUAUCAAAUGAUGUUUUCAAUUCUCCAACUAAGCCUGCUUGGUCACAGAAUGGUCCAUAUGGAGCCUCAUCCUCAGACAGGGGUAAUAUGAAUCAAAAUGUUCAAACCACAAUGCACAGAAGUGACCCCAGGCUAAGCAAAAACAUGUCCCCUAAAGUAAAUCCUGUUGCUCCAAUGCCGAGAGGAAGUACGUCAGAUACCCAUGGGAGUCCCAGUCAAGGAAUGAUCAGUCCUGGUACUGUGGAGUUUCCAUGUUCAAAAAUGUCACCUAUUUCAUUUCCAUCACCACAGCCAAUACCAGUUUUAGCACCACCUGGGACACCACCACAAACAAAGGUACCCCAAGUACCUCCACCGCCUAUUGUCCCGCUUCCAGAGCCCCCUAUACCAUCCAGAGUUACCACCGCCCCUGAAUCUUUUGAUGGUGGAUUCCUCUUCAAACCACCAGCAUCAAGUCUUUUGCAGCCUGAUAAAGUCAAAAAGGUUUUUGAAGAGCAGAACAUAGCUCUAGAAAUCCAACAGCGAGCUAAAGAUGCCAUCAAGCGACAUUUAUUAGUGAAAAGUCGCAUAGAAAGUAAGAAAACAAAAAGUUCAAAGGCAGGAAAGAUGGAGGAGAAACAGAUUGGGAAGAACUUGGAGAAAGAGGUGGCUGAAUCUGCAGAAGACAUGAAGCAGUUGUUAGAAAACAGUCUAGAAUCCAAACAUCCAGAAAAGAAAAAGGUGGAACAGGUUAAAAAGAAAGACAAAGGAAAACUUGAUGUGAAAGAAAAGUACAAGUUAAAGGAAAAGGGACCUGGAGAAAAGCUUAAAGCAAAGGGAAAAUAUGAAAUCAAGCAGAAGGACAAAGCAGCUUCAGUAGAACCAGGACCUAAUCAGAAAAUUCUAGAACCUGAAACUCCUACUACAGAAUCUUUAUUAAAACUGAAAAUUUCGGAACCUGAGACCUUUAAAUUGGACAGCUUGGAAGACAUAGCUCGCAUGAGGAAAAUCACAGAGGAAGAGAUCAAAAAAGAAAGUGAGAGGCAGGAGUCUAUGGAUGAUAUGGACUUAGAUGAGGAACCACUGGAGAAAAUUAAUGGUAGGAAUAGCAAGAACGGAGAUCAAGCAGAGAAAAUUAGUAUAAAGAAUAACAAAAACCCUGCAGAGAAGCCAGAGACCAAAGGUGAAGAGCCAAUGGACAGCGUUUCUAAGAAGAGCAAGAAAAGACCCAAGGAGAGGGAUGCAGUAGAUGAAGUUAAAGACCCAUCAGACACUGAUGAACUUCUGUCAAAGAAAGCCAAAAUUGAUACAGCCAGUGACAUGAAAGAUUUCUUGAACUUAUCUUUAGAUGAAAAUGAUCCAUCUUUACAGUCAACUCCUCUUAGGGUAGACUUACUGCCUAAAAUGAGGCUAGAGAAGAAGAAAGUGGAUGGGAAAACAGAGAAGGAUAAAAAGACCAAAACUCAAUAUUAUAACAUCUGUGAAGAAAUAAGUGGGAUUGCAGGAGAGAAUUUGAAAAUUGGGAAUGCUACUGAAGAGGUAAAGCCUACCAUAAAAACAGAAAUAAAUGAUUCUUCUUCUAAUGCUGACAAUGUCGUUCAGAAGUCCAACUCUUCUUCAAAUGAUGAAGGAAGUAGAACAAAUCUCAAGUUGGAGGAUGAUCUACAAGGGUUGGCAUCAGAGAAAAAUACCGGUGCAAUAGGCAAGGACCAGAAACCAAAGAGUUCAAGCAAAUCAGAUCCUGGAAAGGUGGAAGGAGAGACUUCUGAUCAGUCUGGAAGGUGGGACAAUCCACUGAAGAAGAAAAAGAGAACAGACAGUGAAUCGGAUGGAGAAAGAAAAAUUGAAAACAAGAAAGGCAAGAUCAUAAUUAUAAAAGAGAUUAGAAUGAUCCGAGUGAAUUCUGAUGGCAGCGAGAUUAAGUCCCCUGAGAAAGAACCAGAGACCAAAGAAAAGCCCACUGAGAUCCCUGAGAACCUGAUACAAACUCCUGUAGUGGAUGAUCCAAAAAUGGUGGAUGUAAAGGGAGUGGAUCCGAAAGUGGUGAAAAUUAAGGUGGAGGAACCAGAGGAAAGAGAGCAAGAUAGGAACGACAGAAAAGAGAAAGAAAGUGUGAAACAAAAAGAAAAAGAUUACAGAAAGGAAGACAAGUGUAAGAGAAAGGAGUCAGAGGAAAGAAGAGAGGACAGUAAGAGGAAAGAAAAGAAUGAAAGGAAAGAGAAAUCGAGGGGAAGGGAAGGGGGCAAAGAGAAAGAAAAAUCAUCUGAUUUGAAGAGCCGAAAAAAGGCUGAGGGGUCCAGAAAACACCUGGUUCUGUACAGUGACACUGAAAGUGAGAGUUCCCGUAGCCAUUCAUCAUCAAUGAGAAGCCGGCGAUCAGAAACACCAAACUCAGAUGAUGGUAAGGACUCUGUUCCUCGUUACACUAGAAUUUACCCAGACUUCAAACCAGGAAGAUUAAAGCUCCCUAAGGCAGCCACCAGCAGUCAGAGUAGGACAGAGCCAGGGCGUAAGCCUGGAGACCAGAGACGAGGCAGUCUGUUCCACAGGUCCAAACAUCAACAGGACAGCAAAGCAUAUCCACAUAAGACUGGAAGGGCAGGCAUAAGCAAAAUGACUGACAUUCAGGUCAAGGGCAAAGUCAGAUCUCUGGUCCAAAGUAGAAAAGAUUUCAGGGCUCAGCAAGCUAUUAUAGAAGGCAUUAUUACAAGCGCUAAGAUACCACUGAAGAAAAUACCCAAAAUUCAGAAGAAGCCAACUACCAACUCUACCUCUUCACCAAAACAUGAAUCAUUGCCAUCAAAUUCAUCAGAGGAUCAAGAGAUAAGUGAAGAAUUACACCUUAAAGGGACACAGACAGAUAAGCAACAGGAAGAUAGCAGAAAGAAUGAGACACCUGCUACUGUUAUACCUGGAGAAGAGGAGCUUUCAAUGGAGAUUGAUAAUGGAGAAAUAAUACCAAACACAGAGGUUAAUUCAUUUGAAGUGGGUAAAAAGGCCAUGACACCUGAAAUUAAAGAUGGAGGUUGUUUGGAUGAUGGGAAUUUAGAAGCACAACCAGAUGUUUUAACAGAGAUGUUACCAUUAGAAAAUACGGGGACUGUAUUCUCUCAAACUCCCCAAGACAGCUUAACAUGUGGAAAUAAUUCAACAACUUUAUCACUAAUAGAAGGUGUUACCGUAUCCUCUGAAAUUCCUGCAGAGUCUCAAGACAUUUUAUCAAUAGAGGAAACUGAAUCAGAUUCCUUUAAAAUUUCUAAGGAAAAUGAUCAAGCAGUCACUGGUGUAUCUAAUUUGUCAAACACUGUCGUGACCAGUGAACAAAGAGAAACAGCAGAUUAUUGUGAAGUUGACCUUGAUCUCUCUUCUGUGAAGCUGGAGAAAGCACCACCUUUGUCAACUGAACUAGAGAAGGAGAAAGUGUUGCAGUCCCAAGACCUUAACGAUGAAAAACUCUCGACAGUGCUUGAAUCUAGUGAUGAACAGUGCUCAACAGAGCUCAAGGAUGAACAACACUCAACAGAGCUUGAAUCAAAAGAUGAACAAUGCUCAACAGAGCUUGGGUCCAUGGAUGAACAAAGCUCAACAGAGCUUGGAUUAAAAGAUGAACAAUCCUCAACAGAACUUGAAUCAAAGGAAACAAACAGUCAACUGGGUUCAGAUCACAAAACAGCAAAUCUAGGAAUCAAAAAAGCAGCUGUUAAGAAAAAGUUGACAAAGAUGGAUGCAGACUUGCAUAAUAUAAUGAACAGCUUCCUUUCAACACAGCAUAGAAAACUUAAAGAGAAAUCUGCUCACAUCAAAUCUGAAGACACUGCUGAAACACAGAAAGCAUCAGGAGACAUGGCACUAACAGAAAUACCGGGACAUGACGAAAAUGUAAAAGAAAGCAGAACUGAAGAGGUACAGCAGCAACUAGAGGACCUGUUGGAUCUAGAGAGCGGUCGUGGUGUGCCAACAGUAGAAGAAACACAGCACACAACAUCUGAGCAAAAUCAUGCUCCAAGCAGCACAAGAUCUUCUGGAUCCUUGGAAAAUCUUUCUUUAACACUAACAAUGGAUAAAUCUUUCAGUCUUCAAAAUUUAAAAAGCAGUGGUUCUACAAAUGUCAUAGGCUCUGCAUGUACAACUUUAAAUCCAGUUCACAGUUCACUACAGAUAGAUAAAAUUAAAAAUGAGGAGUGUGUAUCCUCUCAUUUUGCCCAGUCAAAAACAUUCCAUGCCAUAUUCAAUGAAACUGUCCAUCCUGAUCUGGAUGGAGAUAAUGGACAAUGGAAUGAUGGGAGUGAAGAGGAGUUUGAACCCGAUCCAGACAGGUUGGUACAAGGACUGCCGGAUGACCAGGGUCUGAAGAUUACAGUCACCAAUGAUGUACCAGUGUAUUCAAAGUUCCAGUGGAUUUCUAAAGAACAACUCAUUAAGGACUGUAUCCAUGGAAAAGACCACUCCCCAAUUAGUAUGAAGGAUGUUUACUUGAUAAAUGCCCUGAAUUCUGUUGUACACAAGAGUCUACCACAGACGGGAAAGCAUCAGAGGACUAUUUCCUCCGGACAACAAUCGGACGACAGCGAUAAAUCGGAUCACAGAGGGGAAAAUGGAGAUAUCUCACUUGACGAGGAGAACAUAUUAAAUGACUUUCAGGAGGAAUCGUUCAAGCUUGAGAAAUCACCCAAUACGUUUGAACACUCGGUCGAAAGACAGGAGAGGCCUGAGGAUGAUUCAGGAAUUGUGAAAUCAGGAAUGGAGAGAAUUUUAAACAUGGUGAAGUGCCAGCUGGAGGACAGUAAUGAUGGAACCUCAGUCAGUUCUCUGUCGUCCUCCCAAACUUCAUUUAAAUCUCUGUCGGCUUCUCAAAACUCUCAAGACAAAUUCGAAAAGGUCCUCUCUGAUCAGCUGAAUUCUAUCUCAGAAGGACUAGACCUUCUAAUGCAGUGUAAUAGCAAUUCUCUAAGUUUUAUAACUCCUGAUGAAGGAAAGGAAUUGAAUAAUGUCAUAGAGAACACUAUGAAAACACUCAAAGCAUCAAUGCAGGAACAGAAUACAGAAUUUGAGAAGAAAGAAUCUUCUGAUUUUAAAACCUCUGAGACUGAAACAACCAAAAAUGAAUCCAGACUGCUGGAGAGGCAAGGUAUAGAGAAGAAUGAGCUUAAAAUGGAAUCAAUUGGUUCAGGUACAGUUGAAUUAAGGCCAAAAGGUGAUUCCAGUGUUACUUUGUCUACAGAAGUUGGGGGUUCACAUAGUAAAGACUGUACAGAGAAAGUGCAUUUUGACAGUAAUGCUGUAAGUGCCUCUUUAGAAGUGAGCACAAAUCAACCAACUGAUAAGACGGCAUUCUGGUCCAAAAUAUUAGGAUUUUCUUCCCAAGUAAAUAAAAAUCUUCCUACAUUUUCAACACCUCCAAGAAAAGAAGAGAAACUGAAUAAAGAUUCUGAAGGGAAUGAACCCAAAGAAAGUGUCAUACUUAUAUCUGAUUCUCCAGAUCCCAACCAAAUAGUGAGAAAUGCUGAAAGUCCUGAAAAACUUGAUGAUAGCACUAUAAUGAUAAUGGGCUCCUCUCCCAUUGAUAAAGUAGUAAGGGAAAAUGCCGAGUCAGAGUGUCCUGAAGAACUUGAUGAUAGCACUGUAAUGAUAAUUGAUUCCUCACCCGAGACCACUCAGAAAGGUGUGUUCAGUGGACACGAAGGCCUUAAAGAUGGGAUAAAAGAGAAAGACAAUGAGAAAGUGUUGAGUUGUGUAGUGGGAGGGUUGUCCACUGAGGUAUCAACAGAGUCACCAGCAAGGGCUGAAAAUGAAAAGGAAGUCCCUAAAGUUCGUAAAGCUUUUAUUUCACCUAUAAGAUUUCCAGAUCAAAUUGAAAAUGCCAAGAACAAGGAUUUCAAGAAUGAUGAGAGUACUACCCAAACCAGGAACACCAUUGAUGAUAAUAACAAUCCUAAAACAUCAAGCAAAAUUCCAGAAAUUAAGAUAGAGCCUGCAAAUGAGAAUAACAAGAAGCUGGAACAAAAAGUAACGGUAAAAGUUGAAAAGAUGCCCCUUCUGAAUCUGGAUCUGGCAGAUACCAUGGGACAACGUGACAAAACUCCACCUCUGAAUGUUUCCAUGCCAACAAAAAGAGUUUCACCUCAAGAAAAGACUUUGACUGUCAUUAUUCCUGAGAAUAAGAAAAAGAUUACAGCACAAAGACAGUCACCAACAGUAUUGGUUAAGACAGAGGAUAAAAUUACUCCACAGCAUUCCCCAGCAUUAGGGAAUAAAGAGGAGAAAACAAGAGGGGCUUCCCCCGUCACAGGGACAAGGACAGUGCACCUUAGAAGCACAGAGAAAAAGAAUGUAUUCUCUCCACAAACAAGGGAGGAGGAAAAGAAAGAAAAAAGUGCCUCUGGUACUGAAGUGAGUCAAGAGGGAGGCCAACCAGUUAAAGUAGAGAAAACUGCAGGAAGUGAGAAGACCCAACCAGGGAAGGAGGAUAUAGUAGUGGUCACAGUCAACAAGGAAAAGCCAAGGUCAAGCAAAUCCAGGUCAAGGUCACCGGUUACAAGAGGAAUUUCUUCAAGUUACAAACCUCCACCAUCGUCUGCUAAUGCUGAACCUCUGUCAAAGGCAGGGCCAAUAAGAAAUGAGGCAAAGGCCAAGAGGGAUGAGCGUCAGUUUCACCCAUACAGGAAAGAAAAAGAGAAACCCAAGAAAAAGAACAAGUGGUCUUUUGACAUUGCAUAUGACUCUCUGAGGGAGUUGAUGCAUGAUUUGACAGUUUCUUCCUACAAAAAUCAGAAACACAAAGCAAGACAUAAGAGGACAAAUUCCAGAUUUGCCAACUACACCUUUGUACGGUCAAAAGUACCAGACUCUUUGCCAGGAGGCAUCAGCAGUGCAGAUGAUGUAGUAGAUGAAGAUUUCAAUGAGAAUGCUAUCCCUGAUUUUGAGGAGAGGAAGAGGAAGGCUGACUUGGUGGAUGAACUGACAAUGAGGGAACAAGAAGAGGGAGACUACAAAACAGAGAGGGCAGUCUACUUCAUGGAGGAGCAGGAGCAGGCUGAUCAGGAAAAAGAGGAUGAGAAGAAGGAAGAUAAGAAGAUGAUCCCUAAGAUGCUGGCUAAUCUCCCUGUUAGGACAGCUUCUUCCUCCAGUGCCCCAGGUCAAGAAUGCAAACCUGACAUAGCCAAAAUAGAAAUCAAGACUGAAUCCACAGAGGUUAAACCAGAUACCAGGUCCAUCAUUAUAAAGACAGAAAGAUCAUCAAAUAUAAGGAAAGUGGAGACUGCAGAGAGAACACCCUCGGAGAAUGACAGGGCUGCUGAUUCCUAUCCAAAGAUCAAGUCUGAAAAGGAAAUCAAAACGGAAACUAAAGAACAAGUCAGUAACAAGGAAGAAAAACUGAAUUCCACCAUGUUGGAGAUUAAAAGACAUUCUGUGGAGGUGGUGGAUAAUGACAGCGAAAAUUUUAGGGAUAACUUUAUAAAUUCGAAUAAUGAAGGCCAGGAUGAAGAGGGGGACACAGAAAUGGAGGAAUUUAAUGACUGGAUUGUUAUUGAUGAAGCCCCAGACAUAGAGGAACUAGAUGUAGUAUCUGAAGUUCCUGCUGAUAUGGGGGAAAAUACUGCAGAUGUUUUAUCCGAUGUAGGGGGAAAAGACGUGGAUUUUAAACAAAUUAGAGAAAGUAGUACAAAUCAUAGCAAAGACAUAGAUGAUUCAGCAGUUAUUUAUUCAAAAGAGAAAUUUAAUAUGCUUUAUAACAAAGACACCACUGAACCAACAAAUACCUGUAGUGUAGAAGAAAGAAUGAAUCCUGACAUGAAUGAUUCUGUGGCUAGUUUAGAGAAUUCUAGAGGAAACCAGAGUAGGACAAGAGACCCUAAUGGCAGUCUGAACAGAACAGUGUCAGAGCUUCAGGAUAUGAGUAUCUCAGAAGAGGAAAGCAUUUGUAAACAGAACGAGGAAAAUGAUCAGUACAUUCCUGUUAUUCAUCUACUGGGUGUAAAAGGAAAUACCUUCUGGUGCCAAAAUAAAAGUUGCGAUGGUAAUAAAGAAGUAUUAGGCAGGGAUGGCGGAUAUAAAAAUGAUGCAAUGGAAAUCAAAGAAUGUGCAUCUGUUUGUCCAGGCGGAUUUAAAUCUCAAGAUGGAAGUGGUGAGGAUGUGCAAUCAGUUUCUGAAGAAUGUUAUUCGAAAGGAAAGGACAGUGAAAAUAAUUGUGUUAAUGAAAUUUUGAGUAACUGUGGCAAUGAAGUUAAUGAUCAUGAACCUACAGCAAAGCAAACAAAGGAAGCAAAUGGAGAAAUAGAGAGUGAACCUAUACAAAAGCCAACAAAGGGAGACACUGGUCAAAGUCAAAUAGACAGUGAACCUACAGCAAAGCCACCAGAGGAAGAAAAUGAAGGUGAACUUACAACAAAACCAGCAAAGGGGGAGAAUGGUGAAAAAGAGGGUGAACCUACAGUAAAACCAGCAAAGGAAGCAAAUAAUGAAAUAGAGGCUGAACUUAUAGCAAAGACAUUGACGGAUAAAGAAAAUGUUAAAAUAGAGACUGAAACUUCAGCAAAACCAGCAGAGGAAGAAAAUGAAGAGAAAGAGAGUGAACCUUCACUGGAAGAGGAAAAAAAUGAUGAAAAGGAUGAACCUUCAAUAAAACUGGCAAAGGAAGAAAAUAUAGAAAUAGAGACUGAAUCUUCAGCAAAGACAACGGCAAAGGAAGAAAAGGGUGAACCUGCAGCAAAGCCACCAGAUGGAGCAAGUGGUCAGAAUGUAACGGAGAAAGAUCUGCAAAUUGAAUCCAGAAAGGAAGAAGUUGUUAACAAUUUUUUUACAAUGCCAUCGUCUAUAUCCACACACAUUGUAUCAUCAGCUUCUGAACCCUCAAACAUUGCAGCAUACAGUUGCUUAUCUACAGAAACACAGAAUGAGAAAGAGGAUGUUGAUUGUGAAAAAUUUGUUUCUUCAAAUUUACACAUAACAGACGCUAAAUCAGAAAGCAAUAACAUACCAAAUGAGGAUUCAAAGACGAACAUGCCUGAAAAUGAUAAAGAAGUGAACAGUGGAGAAGAGUCUACAGAAAAAUCCACUUUAUCUACAGUAAAUGUAAAAGACAAUGAUGAUAAUUCAAGGAGUGAUGAAAAACUAGGACAAAAUAAAGGAUACUUAAAUUCAGAGUUAAAAGUUCAGAUGGUGUCUGAAACAAAUUCCUCUAUGUUUAAUAGUACCAGUACUCCAAAGGUGAUUUACUCCCUACAUGGCACUCCUGGCAGUUCUGGAAAUACUCAAGAUUUGGCAAAUAUGAGUGUACUCUCUGAGAGUUACAAUGAAAAGGGGGAUGGACUAAGUCUAUUGAUUGGAGCCUAUGAUCAAAGCAGUGGCGGUGAAAGUUACAAUUCAUCCACUGAUUUUCCACAAGAUCAGACUGUCUCUCUUGUUAAUAAUACUCCAGCAAAUGAUUCCUGUUCUGACAAAGUUGUGAAACCAGAGGAAAAAUCAGAAGAACAUCUUGAGGAAAUGUUGGAGAAGAAGGAUAGUGAUGGAAUACAUUUUCUGGCUGCUGUACAGAGUGUUGUGGACAGUCCAUCUUGCAAUGAAACAAGUAAGACCACUUUGGAUGAAGAAAAGAAGCAGGUAGAUUGUGCACCAAAUACAGUGUUAGCAGAUAAGAAGAUGGAGAUAAGUUAUGAUAUUGAAAACCCCAGAGAAGCAGAUAGUUCGUUUGAUGCAGAACAAAGACUUGAGGACAUCAUGUCUGUGAUACGUGAAACCGACCAUGAUAUUUAUCUAGAAGUAGAAGUAGAAAAAUCAAACCAAAUGAGAUUGCUAAAAUUUUCCAGCAAUGAGUGUGGUUUAUGUGAUGACCAGCUUUGCCUAGCAAAAGUCAAAUGUUUAACAGGACCACUUGAUCCAUUAGAAGAGGCUAUGUUGUCAUCUGGGAUUCUGGACAUUAAUGAUGUUCCAGUUGGAAAUGUUGUAGAAAUUGGUACUGAUGAGAGUUAUGGGAGUUCUAUCGAUUUAUUGCCAACAAACAACAAUGUGAUCAGUAUUGAUAAUGGAGAGUCCAAGAAUUUGCAUCCAAGUGAAUGCAAAGGAACAUUUUCUGUAGGUGAUGGCAUGAUUCAAAGAAGUUGUGUAAAUGUUCCUGAAAUCAAGGCAUCUAACUUAAAUAACAACAAUUCAAAUUCUGAAGAUGAAGAUUCAGAUAAUUGUCUCAUAAUUAAUGACAAAAUGGAGGAAACGUUAGAUAAAAGCGAAAUAAACAUAGAAGAUGAUUCAGACCACACCUCAUCAACUGAAACUGACUACAUCUCGGAUUCCAUGGAUAGUGAAAAUGAAUUAUCAACCCGAGGUGAUGACAUGUCAAAGCUAGUUGUGUCAGAGUACUUAACCAGUCAACAAAGUGGAAGUAUUGAUACUGUAGUAACAAACCCACAAAACGGUGUAGGAUCAUUUAAUGUAUGCCAUUCCAAAAGUAUUCAGGAAUCAAUUUCGCAUGAUACGUCAGAGAUAUCAUCAAAGACCAAUAGUACAGCAACUUCCCUUUCAAAGUCCUCCAUCAGUUCUAGCACCUCCUCUGGAAUCCAGGAAGAAACGAGGAGUGAGCAUUUGAAAAUAAGAAAUCAAAGUCUAGUGAAGCCUCUUAUUGUGGAAAACAAAGAAACUACACCUAUUCCUGUGUGUUCCCCAUCUCCAACUUUGUGUUCAGUGCCAUUGAUAAACCAGAUGAUGCUUUCAAACAUUUCUUUACCUAGUCAACAAUGUGCCAUGUUACCUUCACAGCAAGUGCCCUUGAAUCCUUUAUCCUUGUUUUAUGCUAUUCCUCAGUUUCAGCAAUUUUCAAACAUCUCCAAUACAUUACCAACACUUCCCCUUCUACCAUUUCCAAAUAUUUCUAUUGUACCUCCAGUGAAUCCAUUCAUGCCAAUUCAGUCAUUUUCUCCGUUUUCGCCAGCACCUGCGUUUGAGCUCACAACUGAUAAGUUUGAAGCUUUUAGAAGAAUGAACAAUCCUGGGAGAGUGGAGUCUCGUUUUCAGAGUCCUAUUGUUGGAUCAAUACCUAUGUUUGGAAACAGGAAUAUUCCCCAAUCUCCAAUGCAUUAUCCCUGUAUAACUCCUCCACCACAGAAUGUUCCUCAAUCUCCGAUUCAUUAUUCCGCUAUAACUCCACCACCUCAAAGGCCAUCACAAAGUUUUCUGAGCAGAAAAGUCACACCAGAAAGAUCGACAGUCAGUGAAAAUGUGAGAACCACGCCAGAUUUUCUUCAAAAGGAACAGUCGCCUUUAUUACCCCCAAUAUCUUCCUUUACUCAAAGAAAAGUAGCAGAAAUUGGUUGUAUGAAAAACACCUCUUUAUCUCCCAACUUCCCAACACAUACAGGAUAUACGACACCAAGUCAUUUAAAUCACUCUACGAGAUAUCCAUAUUGUUCUUCAUCUAGCUCAUUUACACCUAAUUAUGACGUUCCCAGAUGCGCUGCUCAAAAUGCUUACCCUUAUAAGGAUGUUAAUGCAUCACUGAAUACGGUGGUUCAUUCCAAAUCUAGCACCGACUCGCAAACAAUGAAUAACCAGAGAAAGAAUAAGGAACACAAGCCAACAAAAAGCAAGAAAUUAAAGCCUAAAAAACAAAGCAACGAUGGAUAUAAGCUAUCUGAGAAUUUGUACGAAGGUCAUGAGAGUGUUCAGAAGGAUUUCAUGACUAGAAAAGAUGGAGUGUGUUCGGGCAGAAUACCAGUGGGUCAUGUGAAGCCCAUGUCUUUCAGUGACGUAAAUCACAGCGACAAUCAGACAGACUAGUCAGGAUCACAGAUGUCUAAAAAUAGUCUGAACACUUCAUCUCUUUAUGUCAUAGUAAAGUCUUGUCUUAAAAAUAGUUUGAACACUUCAUUGCUUCAUUUCAUAGUAAGCCUGUGUUUAAGGAAUGUGCACUUCAUCUCUUCAUUUCCUAGAAAACUUGUAACGAUGUUCAUUUUGAAAUUAUGUAUUGUAUCUAGUGAAGUAGUGUAUAGUAAAUUUUUAAUGUUGUUGACUGAAAAUGGCUAUUUGUUGAGUUAUGUAGUAGUGUAGAAGCGACCUUGUUCAUGUAUGCCAAAUUUUUUCUUAAAAAGACAACCGUGAAUGUAAUUUGACGACUUUUUUUAUGUUGAGUGUGUAAUUGUGUAUCUUUUACAGUGUUGAACAAUGCCUACAUGUACAUAUUAUUAUAUUAACCAAAGCCUGUCUCGAUAACAAAUCACAGAAUCUCGUGAAUUUAUCAUAUCAUUUUAUGUGGAUAAGCAUAAUGCUACAAACGUAUAAUGCAGAGGCGUCUAUUUUUAUCAUGACAUGUAAAUUGGUGCAAACUGUGCAAUGGAAUUUAUUGUUCUGAUUUUUCUUGUGUAGCAGUAGUGUAGUAGUAGCGGUAAUAUUUGUGGGGAAUAAUAGGAAGUGUCUGGGUAUUUAAGAAGUGCCAUAUCAUUUGACCAGCUCAUUCUUUUUUUAUUUACCAUUUUUUUGUUAUGUUUGUCUUUCAACUUUUCAAUACUUUCUAGUGGCCACUUACUGACAACUAAUAUUGAAUAUAAAUGUACACAUUGCUAGAGCUGAUGAAUAUUCUUUUGAAUGAAUAUGACUAUAGUUUUGAAUAUUAAAGGGUUGAAAAAUAUUAUUAAAUUUUAGCUUCGGUUCUAGGUUCCAGUAUUUAU